Meira miltonrushii is the source of this 2319-nucleotide messenger RNA. Its product is annotated as WD40 repeat-like protein. Gene Ontology annotation, molecular function: protein binding; protein-macromolecule adaptor activity. Gene Ontology annotation, biological process: proteasome-mediated ubiquitin-dependent protein catabolic process. Bases 84 to 2312 code for a protein of 742 amino acids. Lineage: Eukaryota; Fungi; Basidiomycota; Exobasidiomycetes; Exobasidiales; Brachybasidiaceae. Gene Ontology annotation, cellular component: nucleus. The record is from RefSeq and is a predicted model, not a curated record. The transcript has a single exon.
UUCUUAUCGUCAAUAUUCUUACCUGCUUUUCGUUAUCAGGGAAAGCAUAGCUUAUAUGCAAUAAUCACAUUUGUGUAUAAAGCAUGAUGAUGCGAACACCUCCACUCGCUUCACCAUCAUCAUCAGAUUCAUUUGCGAGAACUACAAUUUUAUCAUCCAGUGGACCGAGUACACCGACAAAAGCAUGGCGAGGAGCUGUGCAUAGCUUGCAUCAUGCAUUCGACGACAGCAGUGAUGAAGAAAGUGACGAGCUCUUUGGCUCAAGGCCAAUUCUAGCAAAAACAAAGCAAUCUCAGCCCUCACCUUCACGAUUUAUAAUUAAAGGUACAGUGACCCCUUCAAGAGCUGCACCUCUUUUCGCAAGGUUUUCAAAAGAUCGUAGAGCUGCUCAGCGAUCAAAAAAGAGAGCCACAGAUUGGAGCGACUCGGAAGAGGAAUCUAAUGAUGAAGAAAAUAUCGAUAGACGAACCAAUAUCAGUCCCUGGACACCUACCAAGCUGACACCAAGAUCAAAAGCACAAAAACGAUUUCCAUUGACUGAUAUAUCACCCUCGAAAUCGAAACAUCAAAGAUCUUCUUCCAACCUCACAUCCUCGCCAAUCAAACCACCUGCCAUCAAUGUUAGCCAGUCUCGCUUCAUUGCAGCAUCGUAUCGAAAUGCACAACCUCCGGCUAUGCCAGUUCCUGUGCCUCUAUCACAUCGAGCAGGUUUAGUAACAACGAAUAUGGCUUCGUACAUGCAUGCCAUGCGAUCGAACAAUCUCGGUCAUCUUGCUUUCGCUACCUCUUCGCGUGGUAAUACUUUGGGGUCAUUAGGUCGCGGAGUGUUGAGCGUUGCCGGUAGACUUGGAGGAGGUGGAUCAGGGCGAAUGUGCAACUUUUCGCAAAGAGCAUUCCAUUCAAGCUUUUAUACCACUUCUACACCUUCUUUGGAUUUGUUCACUUUGCCAUCGGAACAUGAUACCCACCAAUUCUCCCAUCCGAUCUGUGGUGAAUAUGCAAAUUCAUCGAGAUCUUUGAGUGGUCAACAAGCACAAUGGCUAGCAGUGGGCAGUAAUGAAGGCAGAGUGUUUCUGUUGAACACUUUGGAAGGCGCAAUGUCAGAAGAUGAUGGAUCGACACCUUCUUGGCUUGCUCAUGAUGGUUCGAUAUUUGAAGUGAAAUGGAGACCGGAUGAUGAAAUGAUUGCAACGGGUGGAAGUGAUUAUCAAAUUCGUGUUUGGAAUACGUCAACAGGUGAACAAAUUCGCAGCUUUUCCGGUCAUCGAGGAACGCCAAGAUCAAUUUCUUGGGAUCCAAACGGAAACGGAAAUAUCCUUUGCAGUGGCGGAAGGGACGGAGCGAUUCAUUUGUACGAUUUACGUGAUCCAAGCUCAACGAGUGAAGAUGAUGACGGAAACGACUCCACACCACCCAUUGCUUCAAUUUGGGGUGCACAUACUACGGAACCUGUCAGACCGCUCAAAGGUCCUGGCAGUCGAGGCGGUAGACGUGGUACUCAAGGAAGAGCAACGUAUCCCAAAGGCAUCACUUCGCUAACUUAUGUCCCUGGAAGAGGUAGCAACAUCUUAUGCAGUGCAGGAUGCGGUGAUGGUAUUGUGAAAUUAUGGGAUCUUCGUGCAAUGGCUAGCUAUGACGAUAUCAAUAUGCGUGAUCAAAUGGAAGAAACAUUGAUGGGGAUCAAUGAUCCACUAGAAGCUGGUCUAGACGUUUCUCUGCAAUUCACGAAGAACAAAAGCCCACAUGGUAUUUCAAGCAUUGUUGCAUCUUCCACUAAAAUAUUUACGGCUUGCACGGAUGGUUGUAUUUAUACACUUCCUCUUUACGAUCUCAAAGCUCGUUCUACCACCGACCUUGGCCUGCCCAUCGGACCAAUGUUCGAUCCGGCGCAAAGAGGGAAUUCUCUCUAUGCUCGAUUGGCACUCCAUGAUGAUGAAAGGACUUUGGCUUUAGGCUGCAGCUCAGGGGCUGUAUCGGUAUGGGAUACGCAUGCUGCAAGCAAAGCUGCUGCUGAACUUUCUUCCCUGGGUGUACAUAUAGCCGACUUACAACCAAAUGGGGCAAAAAGGCAAUCCUCUUCUCUGUCUCCUGCAUCCGAGGAUCCUGACUUCAACUUUCAAUCCAACGUUUCCAUCUAUGGACAAGGACAAGAAGAGCUUAUAGAAAUGGCGAAACCUGCAAUUUUACAUGGAGCACAUCGCAACAAUUUCGAAAUAAACGGUAUAUCCUGGGCACAUGGUCCAAAUGGUCCAACAUUGGCAUCCAUCUCGGACGAUCAUACAAUUCGCACAUGGAGUGCUUCGCAAAAUUAGACAAAAU